AUGGAAACUUCUAUUGAACAUAUCGAGGUAACGAAUCGUGGAAUAAUCGAUGAUGAAGCUGAGAAGGCUAUCGCCAUUUGGGAAAAAGGUGUAGCCAAAGAAAAGGUUGGUUUAAUGAAUGAUGCAAUCAGGUACUACAGACAGGCAUUAAAGAUUCAUGAAGGUGUUGAGAAGAUAUAUAGGAAAAAAUUGCAACAGGAAUGGGAAUUACAAAAAAAGUUAUCACAGCUAAAUUUAAAUGAACUAGGACAGUCAAAGGAUACCGAUUCAGUUAGUGGUGAAACCACAGAUCACCAAGGGUCUGUUGAUGUACUUCCGUGUUGGAUACUUGAGAUGUUACCCAACGACUUAUUACUUAAAGUUAUAAAACAAGUUGUUUUGCAAUCUGGCGAGUCAUGGGUAAAUUUAUCAUUAACUUGUUCAACUUUUAAUAAGUUAUGUUUCCACACAACUCUACCUUUCAAUACAUUUUCAAAUUAUAUAUAUCCUGAACAGCACUAUGAUGAAAGCACCAUGACAAUUAAUGGCAUAAGUAAUUUAAAAGCUUUAGAAGAGGAGAUAUGGAAUAAUGAUACAAAGCAAAUGCUAAAAGAUAGACCAUAUAUUAAAUUCCAGGGUCUUUAUAUUAGUACGGUCAAUAUCUUGAGACAUGGAGCCAAUGUAGAAGGUUCAUCCUCAUUUUUAAAUCCUAUUCAUAUGAUCACAUAUUACAGAUAUUUCCGUUUCUACCCAGACGGAAGCUGUUUACGAUUAUUAACCACAGAUGAACCAACAAAGGUAGUCAACCAUUUCCACAGAGAACUGCCACCGAAAUAUAGUGAAAGCUGUCGCUGGAGUCUAGGCUUCGACGAUAAUUUUGGACAUCUAACAAUUACAAGAUCAAACGAUAAAUAUUCGUUCAUCGAAGAACUUAAAAUUAAAAACCAUAGUAACAGAAGACAUCAUAUUUUCAAAUGGUUUAGAUCUGCAGUAAUUGAUAAAGAAGGAAAUGUAUCGGAAUUGUCAUUAAGAAAUGAAAAAACUUUCUUCUUCUCAAGAGUUAAAUCAUACUCUGAAAAAUUCAUCCCUCCCACAUACCAAAACAACAACGACACAACAGAAUAG
Molecule: messenger RNA, 1104 nt
Organism: Vanderwaltozyma polyspora DSM 70294
Lineage: Eukaryota; Fungi; Ascomycota; Saccharomycetes; Saccharomycetales; Saccharomycetaceae
Gene: HRT3
Product: SCF ubiquitin ligase complex subunit HRT3
Exons: 1
Coding region: 1-1104 (367 amino acids)
Molecular function (GO): protein binding
Source: RefSeq, a predicted model, not a curated record